AUGAUGAGCGGCCUGACACAGAAUGUCCGGGAGGUGCUGAAGGUCAUCACUAAUGUGCGCGGCUUUGAUAGAGUUUUAGAAAAGGUGAUGCCUGUGUCUUUUGCUCCUGGGAAAUUGGUUUGUGAAAUGAAAGUAGAAGAACAGCAUGCCAAUAAAAUGGGCACUCUACAUGGUGGUUUGACAGCAACCUUAAUAGACAGCAUUUCAACGGUGGCUUUGCUGUGCACAGAACGGGGAGUACCUGGAGUCAGUGUCGAUAUGAACAUAACGUACAUGUCACCUGCUAAAAUAGGAGAAGAUAUAUUGAUUACAGCACAUAUUCUGAAGCAAGGAAAAACACUUGCCUUUGCCUCUGUGGAUUUGACGAACAAGGCCACAGGAAAAAUAAUAGCACAAGGCAGACACACAAAACAUCUGGGAAACUAG
Molecule: messenger RNA, 426 nt
Organism: Elephantulus edwardii (Cape elephant shrew)
Lineage: Eukaryota; Metazoa; Chordata; Mammalia; Macroscelidea; Macroscelididae
Gene: ACOT13
Product: acyl-CoA thioesterase 13
Exons: 3
Coding region: 1-426 (141 amino acids)
Molecular function (GO): fatty acyl-CoA hydrolase activity
Source: RefSeq, a predicted model, not a curated record